This is a messenger RNA of Bacillus rossius redtenbacheri, 3204 nucleotides long. RefSeq names its product U4/U6.U5 small nuclear ribonucleoprotein 27 kDa protein (gene ytr). Gene Ontology annotation, cellular component: precatalytic spliceosome. The record is from RefSeq and is a predicted model, not a curated record. The transcript has 4 exons. NCBI's taxonomy places the organism in Eukaryota, Metazoa, Arthropoda, Insecta, Phasmatodea, Bacillidae. Gene Ontology annotation, biological process: RNA splicing. Bases 390 to 842 code for a protein of 150 amino acids.
CAAUUCUUAAAGGUAGUAGAUAGGUUAUUGUUGAUAAUAUUAUUCACUUAAAAAUAAAACAAAUUUUAAUUUUUGAAGUUAAAAAAAUUAUAUUAAAAUUAAUUUUUUUAAGGCCUCAACAACACAAUCUCCAUAGACUUUUACAAUACGGUAGUGAUUAACAUAAAACUUAACACUUUUUGCUUGCCUACAGAGGAUGUAAACUUAACCUCUUUAUUAUAUUUAUAUUUUUUGUUUUAACUUGAGAUAAAUUAAUGCUGCUUUAGUUGGUUGUAAUCAUUAAGAAAAAAUAGGGUUGCGCCAUAUGAUUGGGGGAGUAAUUGUGUAGUAUAGGGGUUCCAGUCUGAAAAAAAGCUGUAGCAGAGGCGAGCCAGCAGCUGAAGUAGAAUAUGCCGAGGAGCCGCUCCCCGUCACCCAGCGCGGGAAGGAGGCGACGCAGCAAGUCGCGCGACAGAGAAGUGCGCGACAGAGAGAGGGAGCGAGAGCGCGACAGGGACAGAGACAGGCACAGGCGCAGGUCGAGGGAACGCAGGCGCAGGUCAGUAGAUCGUGACAGGUACCACAGGUCUCGAUCACGCUCCAGGUCAAAAGACAAGGGCAACAAGCAGAGAAGUCAGUACAUGGUCGAGAGGCCUCCAAUCACAGAGGCAGACCUGCAAGGCAAAUCGCCGGACGAGCAGGAGAUGAUGAAGCAGAUGGGGUUCUGUGCGUUCGACACCACCAAGGGCAAGAAAGUGCCCGGCAACGAAGUCGGCACGGUGCACGUCAUUCUCAAGAGAAAGUAUCGGCAGUACAUGAACAGGAAGGGCGGUUUCAACCGCCCCCUGGACUUUGUGGCUUGAAUUUGGAUCUCUGUCCUGUGUUAUGAACUUUUUGUUGGGCAUUUUACAGGGAUAAGGACUGCUGUAAAUAUAUGGAAGUUAUCUGUUUGUUCUACCCAUCUGAGGUAAAAAUUAAGUAUAGACUAUUUUAUCCGCUAGUAAAAAUGUAAUGUUUACACGUGUCAUUCGUAAUAAUUAUUGUUUUGAUGAUGAUGAUGAGUAAUGAUUUCUUAAUUCUGAGCUUGGACUUCAGUGUACUAUACCACAACUUUUUUGUGUGUGGGCUGCUAUCUAAUCAACUUGUCAGAUGAAGUACAUCAACAAAUAUUGUUGUUAGUUUUUUGAUCAGUAUUUUAAAAUAAAGUAGAAAAUUUAAUAGGCCAAUGGGAAGGAUUUUAAUGACUUUUCCCUUCCUUUAUUCAUGGCCUUAAUGACUACAUUGGCUCAUAGGUAACUGCUGUUGAUUGUGUCAUAAUAUCUGUUAGAUUUCUGUAUUUGGAGGCCAAGGACAAUUUGAAUGCUAAGAUGCUGUUAUUUUUGUUGAUUUUACUAAACUCUAAAAUAAUUUUAGAUGUUUUAUACUAAAAUACUAAAAUUCAAUCAAGUGUUGCGAAAUUUUUUGAGUGUAGUUAAAUUUUUAUUGAUUCCUUUAUUUCACAGUACUACAUAAGGUGAACACCUAUGCUUUGAAUUCACCGUCCGCUGCUAGGACUACACCUGUAAUCAAAGAAGAAUAGAUAAAGGCUUGUCCACUCCUUUUUCUCUUUUAUCAGAAUCUUGCUCAGACUGCUCUCUGUCUGAAAUGUCUAGUCUUGUGAGUAUGUCAGCGUAAUCUGCCUGAAACUAGUAAAAAAAAAAAGUAUAUGACAAAAUUUAACACCACUAGGACCCUUAACUUAAAAAUUGCAUAAAUAUUGCUUAGCUCACAUAAUGGUUUGCAUGGAUGUCAUAUUAAUGAGUCUGCCAGCAAUCACUUCAUUUAAAUAAUCACAAAUUGCCUGAAAUAUUUUACAGUUAAAUAAAUACUAUUCUUUUAUGAAAUGUAUAGCUUCUUUCAGCUGAAAACAGUAAAAAAAAAUUAAUUGUACCUACAUUUCAUGCAAGUGGACUGCAAUGUAAGAAAAGGGUUAAAUUAUGUUAAUGUUGUUACAUUUAUUUUAUUUUAUUUAUUAUUUGCAUGUUAUUAUUAAUUUCUUUGACUGUUCCAUGUGACGUUAUUGUGCUUGUAAUGUAUUCUUAAGGACUACUAUCUAAGGAACUUGGUCAGUUGAGCACCAGGGUAUUUAAAUAUUUAAAUGUCUGUAAUAAAUGCCUGAGCCAAUCAUUCUAUUGUUGCACCCACAACUCCCUCUGAGGGUGUGUCUAUUGGCUCAGGGGGACAGAUUCUGUCCUGUUUUCCUAUGGCCGGAUAGAGAGGGUGAGGGGAUAGCUGAAAGGGAGGUGGGCCAGCCACAGGGCAGCUGGGUGAUAGGUGGCUCAGAAGAGGCUCCUCUGGCCGAGGUCCGAGACCUCGGCGACUGGCCUGGUGGGAGCACAGGCCACGGCUGGUGCGCUGGCUUGGAAUGUGAUGGGCGGUGUUGGCGACAGCUGCGUGAUGGUUUGGGAGCCCAGGCAACUAGCGGAGGGCCGGACCUCUAGGCACCUUUGGGUGGCGUUGGCAGCAGCUGGGAAACGUGGAUCGGGAUCUGCAGGAGCUGAUCUUAUUUCAGCCGGGAGGGAGGUUAAUGGCUUGAGCCACGAAACAACCCUUCCAUGGUUGCUGUGGUACCUACUAUUUUAUCACUUCAAUAGCUUGGUAAUACUCACAGUAAUUGUAAGAACUAGGAGCAAAUUAACCUAGGUCAGAAAGACUUGGUAUCUGUUGUAUAGGCAAAGAGAGUGACAUGACACUAGAAUAAUUUUUUUUUAACCUGGUGCAAAAGCGUACGUAUGUGAUGAAAAAUACAAUUGUGAAUUUAGAUUCAUCUGAAGGUGAAACUGCUUUGGCAGUACCUAAUAUCAAACCACAAAUGAUACAAGUUUAGUAAAUUUAGGUCUUAAAUGUUUAGACAUAAGAUCAUAAAUUAUAUGUAUAUGCUUAACAUAAUCUGUGAAUAAAAUAAAUAAGUAGGUAUUUGUUAAAAAAAAAUUUAUUCAAAAACUGUUAUUUAUAUAAAAUUAUCAUUAACGUGAUAAGUUCUUAAAAAUCGCAAUACACUGUGUUCACGCAUGUGUGAAUAUUUACUGGACAUAGACAAUUUUCUCUUUUCUCUUUUCAUCAUGUUGACUUGUUUGUAGUGCUUGGCAUUGUGGGUAAAAAACAAACAAGGAGUCUAGCAAGAUGGCGGUGUGUGUUAGUGGUUUGUAUUUAGUUGUGGUGAAAAUAAAAUACAUUAUCCGGCAA